Propithecus coquereli (Coquerel's sifaka) is the source of this 2477-nucleotide messenger RNA. It is a transcript of the gene GAD2, whose product is annotated as glutamate decarboxylase 2 (pancreatic islets and brain, 65kDa). NCBI's taxonomy places the organism in Eukaryota, Metazoa, Chordata, Mammalia, Primates, Indriidae. Gene Ontology annotation, cellular component: cytoplasm. Gene Ontology annotation, biological process: GABA shunt. The record is from RefSeq and is a predicted model, not a curated record. Bases 269 to 2056 code for a protein of 595 amino acids. The transcript is spliced from 16 exons. Gene Ontology annotation, molecular function: glutamate decarboxylase activity; pyridoxal phosphate binding.
UCCGGGCUGUGAGGACCCUUCUGUCCCCUUCCCUGUUUAAACUCCGCGGCUUCCAGACCGUUGCCACGUCCCUCAACCCUAACUCCAGCACACGCGCGCACGCGCGUUCUCUGUCCCUGUGUGACACCCGCCCUCGCCGCGCGGCCGCGCAGGUCCCCGCGCGGCGCCCUCCUCCCGCCACACAGGCGCGCGCGCGCAGGCCCGAGCGGGAGGCAGCUCGCCCGCAGCUCCGCACUCGGCGGCGACCUGCUCCAGUCUCGCAGCGCCGAUGGCAUCUCCCGGCUCCGGCUUUUGGUCCUUCGGGUCUGAGGAUGGCUCCGGGGAUCCCGAGAAUCCCGGCACAGCCAGAGCCUGGUGCCAAGUGGCUCAGAAGUUCACGGGCGGCAUCGGAAACAAGCUGUGCGCGCUGCUCUACGGGGACGCCGAGAAGCCGGCGGAGAGCGGCGGGAGCGGGCCCCCGCGGGCUGUCGCCCGGAAGGCCGCCUGCGCUUGCAGCCAGAAGCCCUGCAGCUGCCCCAAAGCGGACGUCAACUACGCGUUCCUGCACGCCACAGACCUGCUGCCUGCCUGUGACGGAGAAAGGCCCACUUUGGCGUUUCUGCAGGAGGUUAUGGACAUUUUGCUUCAGUAUGUGGUGAAAAGCUUCGACAGAUCCACCAAAGUGAUUGAUUUCCAUUAUCCUAAUGAGCUGCUUCAAGAGUAUAAUUGGGAAUUGGCAGAUCAACCACAAAAUUUGGAGGAAAUUUUGAUGCAUUGCCAAACAACUCUAAAGUAUGCGAUUAAAACAGGGCAUCCCAGAUAUUUUAAUCAACUUUCCACGGGAUUGGACAUGGUUGGAUUGGCAGCAGACUGGCUGACAUCAACAGCAAACACCAACAUGUUCACCUAUGAAAUUGCUCCAGUAUUUGUGCUUUUGGAAUAUGUCACGCUAAAGAAAAUGAGAGAAAUCAUUGGCUGGCCAGGGGGCUCCGGCGAUGGGAUAUUUUCUCCUGGUGGCGCCAUUUCCAACAUGUACGCCAUGAUGAUCGCGCGCUUUAAGAUGUUCCCGGAAGUCAAGGAGAAAGGAAUGGCUGCUGUUCCCAGGCUCAUUGCCUUCACAUCCGAGCACAGUCAUUUUUCUCUCAAGAAGGGAGCUGCAGCCUUGGGGAUUGGAACAGACAGCGUGAUCCUGAUUAAAUGUGAUGAGAGGGGGAAAAUGAUCCCAUCUGAUCUUGAAAGAAGGAUCCUUGAAGCCAAACAGAAAGGAUUUGUUCCCUUCCUCGUGAGUGCCACGGCCGGAACCACCGUGUAUGGCGCGUUCGAUCCCCUCUUGGCUGUCGCUGACAUUUGCAAAAAGUAUAAGAUCUGGAUGCAUGUGGAUUCUUCCGUGUGUAUGACAGCCAGUGUCAGGGCCAAAGAGAUAGCGGCAGAUAAACUGGAUGAUUCAUUGGCUCAGAUAAGAUCCCCAGGCCAUAGGGCCAACUCUGUGACGUGGAAUCCGCACAAGAUGAUGGGAGUCCCCUUGCAGUGCUCCGCUCUCCUGGUUAGAGAAGAGGGAUUGAUGCAGAAUUGCAACCAAAUGCAUGCCUCCUACCUCUUUCAGCAAGACAAACAUUACGACCUGUCCUACGACACUGGAGACAAGGCCCUACAGUGCGGACGCCAUGUUGAUGUCUUCAAAUUAUGGCUAAUGUGGAGGGCAAAGGGGACUACCGGGUUUGAGGUGCACGUUGAUAAGUGUUUGGAGCUGGCAGAGUAUUUAUACAACAUCAUAAAAAACCGAGAAGGAUACGAGAUGGUGUUUGAUGGGAAGCCUCAGCACACAAACGUCUGCUUCUGGUACGUUCCUCCCAGUUUGCGCACCCUGGAAGACAAUGAAGAGAGAAUGAGUCGCCUCUCAAAGGUGGCGCCAGUGAUCAAAGCCAGAAUGAUGGAGUAUGGAACCACCAUGGUCAGCUACCAACCCCUGGGAGACAAGGUCAAUUUCUUCCGCAUGGUUAUCUCAAACCCCGCAGCAACUCACCAAGACAUUGACUUCCUGAUUGAAGAAAUAGAACGUCUUGGACAAGAUUUAUAAUAACCUAGCUCACCAAGCUGUUUCACUUCUCUAGGUAGACAAUUAAGUUGUCACAAACUGUGUGAAUGUAUUUGUAGUUUGUUCCAAAGUAAAUCUAUUUCUAUAUUGUGAUGUCAGAGUAGAGUAGAGUUUAAAAAUCAAAAAAACAUUGCUCCUUUUAAAAAUCCUUUCUUAAGUUUAGAAUACCUCUCUAACAAUUAGUGACAGAAGGCUGUGUUCUAAUCAAUAAGGAAAAGCUUAAAGUUGUUAUAAAUACUUCCCUUACUUUUAAUAUAGUGUGCAAAUCAAACUUUAUUUUCACUUCAGAGUAGUAGGAUUGAAUAGUGCCAAAUUGCCCCUGAAUCAUAAAAGGUUCUUUGGGGUGCAGUGAAAAGGAUAUAGUAAAUAUAAAAUGUAUGUUGACAAUAAAAACUCUUGCCUU